AAGGACACGUGGCUGGAAGCGUGGCCCUUGGAGGAGUCGUGCCAGGAUGCCGACCUGCAGCCGCUCUGCCAGGACUUCACCGAGUUCUCCGACAAUAUGGUCUUGUUUGGGUGCCCCACCUGAUGGGGUGACCCCAACCCGAUGGGUGACCCCAACCCGAUGGGGUGUCCCCUCCCCCCCCCGGUGUCACCCCCGUCUUUUAUUUUGUAGAGUGGGGGCGGCAGUGGUUAAAAAUGUUCUUUCGGAAGCUCUGUGUCUGGGUACAGAGUGGUGGUGUGGGAUGUGGGGGCACCGUGGGGGACAGUGGGGACACCACGAAGGACGGGAGGGCGGUGAGGACUUCGUGGGUGCCCUCAGAGGGGACAUCAGAGGGGAUGGUGGGGUUGUGGGGAUUCCAUAGGGGAUGAGAGGGUCAUGGGGACACUAUAGAGGGCAUGGGGAGUCCUUAGGGGAUGGUGGGGUCGUGGGGACUCCAUAUGGGACAAUGGAGACGCCAUAGAGGACAUGGAGGUGGUGAGGACUUCGUGGGUGCCCUCAGAGGGGACAUCACAGGGGACGGUGGGGUUGUGGGGAUUCCAUAGGGGACGAGAGGGUCACUGGGACACCAUAGAGGACAUGGAGGGUCCUUAAGGGAUGAUGGGGUCGUGGGGACACCGUGGGGGAUGUGGGGAGUCCUUAGGGGAUGACAAAGUCACGGGGACACUAUAGAGGGCAUGGGGAGUUCUUAGGGGAUGAUGGGGUCGUGGGGACUCCAUAUGGGACAAUGGAGAUGCCAUAGAGGACAUGGAGGUGGUGAGGACUACAUAGGUGUCCCGGGGACAUCACAGGGGACGGUGGGGUUGUGGGGAUUCCAUAGGGGACGAGAGGGUCACGGAGACACCAUAGAGGACAUGGAGGGUCCUUAAUGGGGACACCACGGGGGACAUCGGGACACCUUAGGGGAUGAUGGGGUCGUGAGGACACCAUGGGGGAUGUGGGGAGUCCUUAGGAGAUGACAAAGUCACGGGGACACUAUAGAGGGCAUGGGGAGUCCUUAGGGGAUGAUGGGGUCGUGGGGACUCCUUAUGGGACAAUGGAGAUGCCAUAGAGGACAUGGAGGUGGUGAGGACUUCGUGGGUGUCCUCAGAGGGGACAUCACAGGGGAUGGUGGGGUUGUGGGGAUUCCAUAGGGGAUGAUGGGGUCAUGGGGACACCACAGGGGACAUCGGGAGUACUUAGGGGAUGAUGGGGUCGUGGGGACUCCAUAUGGGACAAUGGAGAUGCCAUAGAGGACAUGGAGGUGGUGAGGACUACAUAGGUGUCCCGGGGACAUCACAGGGGACGGUGGGGUUGUGGGGAUUCCAUAGGGGACGAGAGGGUCACGGAGACACCAUAGAGGACAUGGAGGGUCCUUAAUGGGGACACCACGGGGGACAUCGGGACACCUUAGGGGAUGAUGGGGUCGUGAGGACACCAUGGGGGAUGUGGGGAGUCCUUAGGAGAUGACAAAGUCACGGGGACACUAUAGAGGGCAUGGGGAGUCCUUAGGGGAUGAUGGGGUCGUGGGGACUCCAUAUGGGACAAUGGAAAUGACGUGGAGGUGGUGAGGACUUCAUAGGUGUCCCGGGGGCAUCACAGGGGACGGUGGCACUGUGGGGGUGGUGGGGCUCAUGGGGACACAGUAGGGGACACCCCAGGGAACAACAAGGCCGUAAGGACUCCAUAGAGGGCAUAUGGGGCUGUGGAGGCCCCACAGAGGACAGGGAGCUGCUCUGUGCACAGCGUUGCACAGUGCUCAUUGCACAGCGCUGCACAGCACAUCGGUGCACAGUGUGCUCAGCUCACCAUGCACAGCACUGCACAGUGCUCAUUGCACAGCGCUGCACAGCACAUCGAUGCACAGCGUUGCACAGUGCUCAUUGCACAGCGCUGCACUCCACAGUGGUGCACAGUGUGCUCAGCUCACCAUGCACAGCACUGCACAGUGCUCAUUGCACAGAGCUGCACACCACAGUGGUGCACAGUGUGCUCAGCUCACGUUGCACAGCGUUGCACAGUGCUCAUUGCACAGCGCUGCACACCCCAUCGGUGCACAGUGUGCUCAGCUCACAGUGCACAGCGCUGCUCACUGCUCACUGCACAGCGCUGCACUCCACAGUGGUGCACAGUGCUGCACACCACAUCGGUGCACAGUGUUGCACAGUGCUCAUUGCACAGCGUUGCACACCCCAUUGGUGCACAGUGUGCUCAGCUCACAUUGCACAGCGCUGCACAUCACAGUGGUGCACAGUGUGCUCAGCUCACCAUGCACAGCACUGCACAGUGCUCAUUGCACAGCACUGCACACCACAGUGAUGCACAGUGCUGCUCAACUCACCAUGCACAGCGUUGCACAGUGCUCAUUGCACAGCGCUGCACAUCACAGUGGUGCACAGUGUGCUCAGCUCACGUUGCACAGCAUUGCACACUGCUCACUGCACAGUGCUGCACACCCCAUCAGUGCACAGUGUGCUCAGCCCACCAUGCACAGCAUUGCACAGUGCUCAUUGCACAGCGCUGCACACCACAGUGGCGCACAGUGUGCUCAGCUCACAGUGCACGGCACUGCACAGUGCUCAUUGCACAGUGCUGCACACCCCAUCGGUGCACAGUGUGCUCAGCUCAUGGUGCACAGCGUUGCACAGUGUGCUCAGCUCACAGUGCACAGCAUUGCACGCUGCUCAUUGCACAGCGCUGCACACCCCAUCGGUACACAGUGUGCUCAGCUCAUGGUGCACAGCGUUGCACAGUGCUCAUUGCACAGCGCUGCACUCCACAGUGGUGCACAGUGCUGCACACCACAUCGGUGCACAGUGUUGCACAGUGCUCAUUGCACAGCACUGCACACCACAUCGGUGCACAGUGUGCUCAGCUCACAUUGCACAGCGCUGCACACCACAUCGGUGCACAGUGUGCUCAGCUCAUGGUGCACAGCACUGCACAGUGCUCAUUGCACAGCACUGCACAGCACAUCGGUGCACAGCGUUGCACAGUGCUCAUUGCACAGCGCUGCACACCACAGUGGUGCACAGUGUGCUCAGCCCACCAUGCACAGCAUUACACAGUGCUCAUUGCACAGCACAUCGGUGCACAGCAUUGCACAGUGUUCAUUGCACAGCGCUGCACACCACAGUGGUGCACAGUGUGCUCAGCUCACCAUGCACAGCACUGCACAGUGCUCAUUGCACAGCGCUGCACACCCCAUCGGUGCACAGUGUGCUCAGCUCACCAUGCACAGCAUUGCACACUGCUCAUUGCACAGCACUGCACACCACAUCGGUGCACAGUGUGCUCAGCUCACAUUGCACAGCGCUGCACAUCACAGUGGUGCACAGUGUGCUCAGCUCACGUUGCACAGCGCUGCACACCACAUCGGUGCACAGUGUGCUCAGCUCAUGGUGCACAGCACUGCACAGUGCUCAUUGCACAGCACUGCACACCCCAUCGGUGCACAGUGUGCUCAGCUCACCAUGCACAGUGUUGCACAGUGCUGCACACCCCAUCGGUGCACAGUGUGCUCAGCUCACAGUGCACAGCAUUGCACGCUGCUCAUUGCACAGCGCUGCACACCCCAUCGGUGCACAGUGUGCUCAGCUCAUGGUGCACAACGUUGCACAGUGUGCUCAGCUCACGUUGCACAGCGCUGCUCACUGCUCACUGCACGGCUGUGCUCAUUGCACAGCGCCGUUUCCUGCUCUCCCUGCACAGCGCUCAUUGCCGUCGCUGCUUUCCGGUGCUUUCUCAGCCCCCGCAGCCGCUGCCGAGCCGUGCACACACGUCAGGGUUGCACGUCGUUGCACGCAGAACCGUUUGCACGCGUCCUGCGGCGCUGCAACGGCAUCUGCGCGUGCAACGCACGCGGCUGCGUGCACGGGGCGCGCCGUGUCGCGCGUGUGAGCAGCGGUGCACGCGCGUGUGCUGCCGGGCCGCCACCCGAGCGCCGGCUGCGCGCUGCGCCCCUAUGGCCCGCCAGCUGUCCCCACAUUGUCCCCGUGCUGUCCCCACAUUGUCCCCGAACUGUCCCCAAAUUGGCCCCGUGCUGCCCCCAGGUGGCCCAACAGUUGUCCCCACAUUGUCCCCAAGCUGUCCCCAAGCUGCCCACAUGCUGUCCCCAGCUUGUCCCCACGCUGUCCCCACGCUGUCCCCACGUUGUCCCCUCGCUGUCCCCAUGUCUUCGGCCAUAG
Messenger RNA from Gallus gallus (chicken), 4202 nucleotides. RefSeq lists its product as uncharacterized. Lineage: Eukaryota; Metazoa; Chordata; Aves; Galliformes; Phasianidae. The coding region runs from base 1713 to 4202 and encodes 829 amino acids. The transcript has 3 exons. The record is from RefSeq and is a predicted model, not a curated record.